AUGAUAAGCUGCUUCGACUCAAGCUCGCUGGGCCUGGGGCAGGUAAAUCCUGGAUGGAUAUUUUGUCAACUCAAGCAGCUUCCUUGUGGGGAUACGUACGUAUACUCUACACGUGGGCUUGUAAGAAUAAGGAAGAGGGUUUUUAGCGAGGAGUACAGCCAUCAUUGCGCAAAUGGCUACCCCACUUUUUUAGCCAUUACGGGACACCCUUGUGAGUUAAAUGCUGGAUUUACUUCAAGGAAUAUGCCCCUAAAAAUGACAUUUCUUCUCCUUUUGACCGGAAUGGAUGGCAUUCCAUCUCUAAGCGUGGAUGGAGCCAUUCUGUUCGCUUUUGGUAUAGCAGGAGUCGACGUCAACCAGCAUGCAGGUCUUGACAUAAUUGGUUAUUGGAGGCCUAAUUUAGGUUCCGUGGAUUCUAGUAGGUGCCGUUUUAUGAGGUUGCCAGGGCGGCAGCUUAUUCGAUCUGUUUAUUUGAGGAUUUGUAUUUGGAGCGGCGCAGAGCCAUUGCCGUGGGAUCGGAAGGACUUCUUUAAGGAGAGGAAGCACGAGAGGUCCGAAACGACAUCUUCUUCUUUUGGUGGUGGGUCUACGCCGCGAUGGAGGGAAUUUUCUUACGCAUCUUCGAAUCAUUAUGGAUCCUAUCGUGAUUUCAAUCGUUGGGGUCCCCACGACUUUCGCAGGCCUCCUGGUCAUGUUAAGCAGGGUGGUUGGCACAUGCUUGCUGAAGAAUCUGGUCACAUGUAUGCACCAUAUAGGUCCUGUGACAAGAUCCUGGAAGAAGAGAAUUGCAGGACAUAUUCGCGUGGAGAUGGAAGAUAUGGCCGGAACAAUAGGGAAAGCAGGGGGUAUUUCAGCCAGAGAGAUUGGAGAGGUGGUCAUUCAUGGGAAAUGAGCAACGGGUCUCCAAAUAUGUCUGGGAGGCAGCAUGAUCAUCAAUUGAAAGACCAGGACGAUAAUAUUAAGAUGGGUGGUGUCAAUGGGUUGGGCACAGGCCAAAGAGGUGAUAGGGAGAACCCACUUGAUUGGAAGCCUCUUAAAUGGACCCGCUCUGGAAGCUUGUCUUCUCGAGGGUCUGGUUUUAGUCAUUCAAGUAGUUCGAAGAGCCUUGGUGGUGCAGAUUCUAUUGAAGGAAAGGCUGAGUUGCAGCCGAAGAAUGCCACUCCACUCGAGUCUCCUUCAGGGGAUGUUGCUGCCUGUGUUACUUCUGCAGCACCAUCUGAAGAGAUGUCUUUGAGGAAGAAGGCACGCCUUGGGUGGGGUGAGGGGCUGGCAAAGUAUGAGAAGAAGAAAGUUGAAGGCCCAGAGGCAAGUGGGAGCAAAGAUGGAGCUGUUGUUUCUGCUAGUAACAUAGAGUCCAUUCAUUCUCAAACUUCGAACUUGGCAGAAAAGAGCCCCAGAGUCAUGGGCUUUUCGGAUUGUGCAUCUCCUGCAACGCCUUCCUCUGUUGCUUGUAGUUCUUCGCCAGGUUUAGAGGAGAAAACAUUUGUGAAGUCGACAAAUGCUGAUAAUGUUGGUAGUAAUUUAUGUGGUUCACCUAGUGUGGGUUCUCAAAGUCAUACUGAGGGUUUAUCUUUUAAUUUGGAGAAGAUGGACGUUGGUUCUAUAGCUAAUCUGGAAACUUCUCUUGCUGAACUGCUUCAGUGUGACUAUCCAAGUUCUGUAGACUCUGGUUUUGUGAGGUCUACUGCAAUGAAUAAGCUGCUUGUAUGGAAAGGUGACAUAUCAAAGGUAUUGGAAUUGACAGAAUCUGAAAUUGAUUCUCUUGAAAAUGAACUCAAGUCCAUGAAAUUUGAACCUGGAAGCAGGUGUCCCUGUCCAGCAGCAUCUGGUCCUCCUCCAUUUGAGUGUGAUGCAAAACCUUGCAAUGCACAGGGGGUUUCCUCUAACAGUGUCCCUCGACCUUCGCCCUUGCAAGUUGCAUCUUGCGGCAAUGAAAUUGUGGAGAAGGUUUCUUUUUGCAAUGGUGGGUUGGAAGAAGUACAUGCUGAUGCCAAGGACGAUGAUAUUGAUAGUCCUGGAACUGCUACAUCUAAACUUGUUGAACCACUAUCUUUGGUGAGGGCAGAAUCAUCGACUGUUGCUGUGAAAGAUGAUUUUGAUGCUGUUCAGUCUGCGAGGAUGGAUUUGAAAGGCCUAGUUCCCUGCGGUGCUGAGGAAGAGACUGGUGUAUUUGCUUGCAAGAAUGAUGUACCUUCUUUUGGUGAUGUGAUUUCAGAUACAAAUGGAGAAGAUAAUGUACGUAAUCUUAUACUGGCUUCCAAUAUAGAAUCUGCUAGGAGAGCAUCUGAAGUAUUUAACAAGUUACUGCCUAGUGAUCGGUGUAAGUUUGAUUUUUCGGGUGUUACCAGUGAAUCCUCUUGGCAGAGUGAUGCCUUAGUUGUGGAAAAAUUUGCCAUGAGGAAGCGGUUACUGAGAUUUAAGGAGAGAGCUGUAACCCUUAAGUUUAAAGCCUUUCAGCAUCUGUGGAAGGAAGAUAUGCGACUGCUUUCUAUAAGGAAAUACCGGGCCAAGUCUCAGAAGAAAUGGGAACUAAGCUUGCGGACAACUCAUAGUGGGUAUCAAAAACAUCGAUCUUCCAUUCGUGCUCGAUUCUCUUCUCCUGCUGGAAAUUUGAGCCUGGUCCCUACAACGGAGAUACUUAACUUCACAAGCAAGCUGCUUUCGGAUUCUCAGGUCAAGCUUUACAGGAGUGCUUUGAAGAUGCCGGCAUUAAUUUUGGACAGGAAAGAGAAGAUAGCAUCACGGUUUAUCUCUAGUAAUGGAUUGGUUGAAGAUCCUUGUGCCGUUGAGAAGGAGAAAGCAAUGAUCAAUCCCUGGACUUCUGAUGAGAGAGAAAUUUUCAUGGAUAAGCUAGCAACUUUUGGGAAGGAUUUCCGAAAAAUUGCUUCUUUUCUUGACCACAAGUCAACUGCAGACUGUGUUGAAUUCUACUACAAAAAUCACAAAUCUGAUUGUUUUGAAAAAACCAAGAAGAGUAAGCAAAUUAAAUCUUCCACUAACUACUUGGUGGCGUCAAGUACAAAAUGGAAUCGUGAAUUGAAUGCUGCUUCACUUGAUAUUUUGGGUACGGCUUCACUGAUGGCAGCUGAUGCUGACCAUGCAAUGAACAGUCGGCGGUUAUGCUCUAGUAGAAUCUAUUCGAGAAGCUACCGUAAUUCUAAAAUAACAGAAGGUGAUGAUGGUAUUUUAGAAAGAACAAGCAGUUUUGAUGUCCUUGGGAAUGAAAGAGAGACUGUUGCUGCUGAUGUUUUAGCAGGUAUAUGCGGUUCAAUGUCCUCAGAGGCCAUGAGUUCUUGUAUCACCACUGCUGUUGAUCUUGUAGAGGGUUAUCGAGAACGGAAGUGCCAAAAGGUGAAUUCUGUUGCAAAACCAACUUCGACAUCUGACGUUAUGCAGAAUUUUGAUGAAGAGACGUGCUCAGAUGAGAGUUGUGGGGAGAUGGAUCCUACUGAUUGGACGGAUGAGGAAAAGUCCAUCUUUAUACAAGCUGUGUCAACCUAUGGUAAGGAUUUUGCGACAAUCUCCCGUGUUGUCAGGACAAGAACUAGGGAUCAGUGCAAGGUGUUUUUUAGCAAGGCCCGAAAGUGUCUUGGACUAGAUUUCAUGCAUCCUGAGCCCAGAAAUUUCGGAACGCCAGUUAGUGACGAUGGAAACGGAGGUGGGAGUGACACUGAAGAUGCUUGUGCCAUUGAGACUGGAUCAGCUAUUUGUAGUGAUAAGUUGAACUCUAAGAUUGAUGAGGACUUGCCAUCUUCGGUCAUGAAUACAGAGCAUGAUGAAUCUGGUGCAGAGGAGAUGAUGAGAUUGCAUGCAGACCUGAAUGGAACUGAAGAGAAUAAUGCAUCUGGGAUAUUAGAUCAGAAUGAUUCCAAGGUUGUAGAUAAGAUGGUUUCUGAUCCAUGUGAGGCAGGGCAGAGGGCUGAUCUUGACAGCAAAUUCAUGAAUGCUGUUCAUCAGCCAGAGUGUGUUCAGGCAGAGAAAAUGUUGAUUGUGUCAGCUAAUGCAGAAUCUGGAAGAGAUCAAGUUGCUGAGAAGAGUAUUUCUGUUGUCGAAACAGGGUCUGUGAUAGGUGCACUUGAUGCCAGCACAUCCAAUGCAAAUGCUGCAAUUGAGCUGAAAGCUGCAGCUGAGGUUUCUGGUAAUCGAAUGGAAAAUAGUUUCACUGCAUUAGAAUCUGUGGAAAAGCCUCCUGUCAUCUCAUUGCCUCAGGAGAAAAAUCUUGCUGUUACAAAUCCCUUGUUACAAGAUUCAGCUGUCGUCCAAUAUAAGAAAAAACAUGAACAGGAUACAAUUCAGGAGAGUAGAGACAAGCAGGGUAAAAGUUCUGUUAGUAGAGACGACUACUUCCAGCAUCUGUCGGGUCAUCCUCUGUCAAGUCAUAAGGAAACCUCCCAGAUUCUCAGGGGUUAUACGCUGCAAAUUCCUACAAAGAAAGAGAUGAAAGGGGAUAUUUCUUGUAGACCUUUUUCUGAAGCUCAAAGCCUGCCGAACUCAGAAAAAACUGUCACCAGCCAGUUUGAAGCUCAGGAUAGCUAUCUUCAAAAGUGCAGCAGUUCGAAAGUUGAGCAUUUGGUUCCUGAGCUUCCAUUCCUGUCCCAACGUUCUGGACAUGGAAGCGAUCAUCCAAGAGAUCAUUCUUGUAGUUCAUCAGAUAUGGAAAAACCAUGCAGGAAUGGUGAUGUCAAACUGUUUGGUAAAAUACUCACUAACCCCUUGCAAAAGCAGAAUUCUAGUGGCCAUGAGAAUGGUGAAAAAGAGGUCCAGCAUCAUAAGCCCACAAGCAAGUCAGCAACUUUUAAAUUUACUGGUCAUCACCCUACGGAGGGUAAUGUGGCUCAGUUGAAGUGUGAUCGUAAUAAUCAGCUUGGCCUGGAGAAUGUUCCUAUGAGGAGCUAUGGUUUCUGGGAUGGGAACAGAAUACAGACUGGUUUUCAAGCUAUACCUGAUUCGGCUGCUUUACUGGCCAAGUAUCCUGCUGCAUUUAGCAGUUACCACGUGCCAUCAUCCAAAAUGCCACAGCAGAUAUUGCAAGCUGCUGUCAAGAGUAAUGAGUGUAAUCUGAAUGGGUUGCCUGUUUUUCCUUCAAGGGAAGUAAGUGGGAGCAAUGGAGUGGUGGAUUAUCAAAUGUACAGAAGUCCUGACAGUGCAGGAGGGCUGCCAUUCGCGGUAGAUUUGAAGCAGCGGGAGGAUAUAUUUGCUGAGAUGCAGAGACUGAAUGGACAGCAAGCAAGGGGGAUGGUAGGGAUGAAUGUCGCAGGAAGAGCAGGGAUUCUUGUAGGGGGACCAUGCACAGUUUCAGAUCCUGUGGCGGCCAUUAAGAGGCACUAUGCCAAAGCUGAUCAGUAUGGCGGGCAAAGUGGAAUUGUCUUCAGAGAAGAAGAACCUUGGAGAGGUAAGGGGGACAUAGGCAGGUAG
This is a messenger RNA of Dovyalis caffra, 5415 nucleotides long. NCBI's taxonomy places the organism in Eukaryota, Viridiplantae, Streptophyta, Magnoliopsida, Malpighiales, Salicaceae. The record is from the annotation of a GenBank genome assembly.